AUGUAUUUCGCCACCUAUCUGCUCUAUUAUUUGCAUCAUGCCGUCCUCUUCUACAUGUAUAUCUUUUGGAGCCCUCAAAUGAAAAAGCAGAUAAAACCGACUGCUCUGAAAUUGCUGGAGUGUUAUUGCUUCAAGACAGUUCCGGAAUUUGGUCACUCUCCCGGACAUCCCGGAGAACAUAUAAUGAAUUACAGAUGA
Gongylonema pulchrum is the source of this 198-nucleotide messenger RNA. The record is from the annotation of a GenBank genome assembly. Lineage: Eukaryota; Metazoa; Nematoda; Chromadorea; Rhabditida; Gongylonematidae.